Messenger RNA from Venturia canescens, 1618 nucleotides. RefSeq names its product enhancer of split malpha protein-like. Lineage: Eukaryota; Metazoa; Arthropoda; Insecta; Hymenoptera; Ichneumonidae. The record is from RefSeq and is a predicted model, not a curated record. The transcript has a single exon. Gene Ontology annotation, biological process: sensory organ development; Notch signaling pathway. Bases 333 to 815 code for a protein of 160 amino acids.
CCCCACUCCGAGGCUCGUACCGGCAUGGGUCUUCGACGGCUAUAUAAGCUCCGGGGUUGCUUCAUCGAGACAUCAUUCGCUCACUAGCGCUUCGAGCAAGCACACACGAUUACUUGAACGAGCAUAUAGAAGCGUAUUCGAAGAUAAAUUUUCGCACACUUUAUUCGAUUCGCAGAUACCCACUUGCACGUGUUCAUUGUUUUGUUUUUACUUCGGUGAUAAAAAAAAGUUUGGCAUCACUCGCUGUCGGGUGAUCGAUCAACUUGUACGAAGUAAAAUCAGUUUUUCGUCGUUCGUUUUAUUGCUUCAAUUCGUCCGCGUUAACAACCAAGAUGGCCGCGACCAUGAGCCACGUGUUCGAGUGCGAGAACGAGUUGAACGACAAUCUCUACAAUCUCAAGAUGUCAAACAACAACAAGACAUCGAGCGUACGUCGAGUACGGAAGAUUCUGAAGCCACUUCUGCGACUGCUGAAAAAGAAGAGCAGCAAAAUCGCGAAGCACCAGAAAGCCGAGCCCCAGUCGGAAAUCUUCACCGAGGAAGUCGACAACCAGAACAACUCGAACGAGGCUUUGGAACAGCGACUGUUGGCUGGUCUCCAGGAAGCUGAGGAAGGCGCUGCCAUCACCGUCUGCCUCGACGGGCAAAUGACAGUUGUCCCGGUCGUUCCUGGACAGUGCUACGUUCCCGUCCACUUCGCCCACACCCACGCCGGUGACUUCUACUGGACAACACUCUCCUUGGCCGACAGUGAUCUCUGCUACAAGGAACGAGCUUUCUCCCUCAACCAACUGCCCGAGAUGCAAGUUGCUUGAAUUCGACGUGUCAACGCUGUGAAAUUGCCUCAUCAGCGCCCACUGUGACAUUCGUAUUGCGACGUAAUCUACCUCAAAUGUGGAUUCGCGAUGGUACGCGAGUCUUCGAAUGGCGAGCGGUCUCAUCGAGCCUCUCCGAUCAGCAUCGCCGCCGAGAACAACGACGAGCACCGCGAGAGAGUUUUUCGAGUGUUUCGAGGAAUGUCCGAGAGCCGAUGGAAUCCCCGAAAUCAUCGACCACGAGAUGCCAUCCGACAACAUUCGAAUUUUCCUUUCGAUCGAAACCACUUCGAGAAACAAAUAAGUUAAAACUGUGAUCGAUAGUUUAGAUUUUAACACGAACACGCACAAGCCGACAAAUUUUUUUUCGUCGUUUUUCACACUCUGACAUUCGCUCAGAUAAACAUUGAGAAAGUUUCGAGAAUACUCAAGUGAUACUCGUUAUAUUUUGACGAUACGUUUUUUAUUAGUUUUCUUUUUAUUUUAUUUUUUUCUCAUCAAAACACACGAGUUCGGAACAGAAAGGGUUUAGCAUUUUUUUCCUUCGAUCGAAAAAAAUAACUAAAUGUUUUUGUAUUUAUAUAACGAAUUACUUCUUCGCGAAUAACGAUUGAAACCUCAACGCGAUUGUGAUAAAUGUACCUAUUAGAUAUUACGAUUUAGAUUGUUAAGAAGAAAAAUCCUACAUUGUGAUAAUGGCUUUAAUUGUAAUCGGCCUAAUCCGGCUGAUGAAUCAUCAUCGAACGUCUUCCAUUUUUGUUUUAAUAAUAAAAUGAAAAAAAAAAAAAAAACAAAACAAUUUA